AUGCUUCCCUGUUCGAACAUCUCCGACAACAUAUGCAAAAUCGGCAAUCGAUGUCUCGAAUCCUUAGGCUUCAAGUCAAAACCAAGACCUAAGCUAGAGAUCAGCUCCCCUUUUAACUUCAAAGAAGGACCAGCAAUUCACUUCCCCGGUUACAGCGAAGACGACAUCUCACUCAUGCGCGAGAAAGCCAUUGCCUCAACGGCUAUCGUCGAAGCUGAGGACGGAGACCUCGAACAAUUCGAACAAUACGACCUCUCGAGACGCGAUGGUGCUCGAUCGAGAGCUAGCUCUUACAGCUGUGGAUUUGGAGGACGGGUCAUAUCUCAUGCUCGAAGGGUUAGCAGGGGUCGUUCACAUUGA
Messenger RNA from Mollisia scopiformis, 360 nucleotides. RefSeq lists its product as uncharacterized. The coding region runs from base 1 to 360 and encodes 119 amino acids. Lineage: Eukaryota; Fungi; Ascomycota; Leotiomycetes; Helotiales; Mollisiaceae. The transcript has 3 exons. The record is from RefSeq and is a predicted model, not a curated record.